This is a messenger RNA of Bubalus bubalis (water buffalo), 3562 nucleotides long. Its product is annotated as sodium/hydrogen exchanger 9B1. Gene Ontology annotation, molecular function: antiporter activity. Gene Ontology annotation, biological process: proton transmembrane transport. The record is from RefSeq and is a predicted model, not a curated record. Gene Ontology annotation, cellular component: membrane. The transcript has 14 exons. NCBI's taxonomy places the organism in Eukaryota, Metazoa, Chordata, Mammalia, Artiodactyla, Bovidae. The coding region runs from base 1891 to 3432 and encodes 513 amino acids.
CCCGCAGUCGGCAGCCCCGCCCCCUCGCAUUAGCCCCGCCCAUGCUCUGGCGACCUGCAGCGUUUGCCUCAGGGCUGCGCGUGGGCCCGGCGGCGGUUGCUGUGCUCCCGCGUCGCUCCCUGGGCAGCGGGAGCUGCUGUCGAGAUUGUAGAGUACUCGCAGAUAAGAAAGAAGAGGUUUGUCAGUCAAGACUGACAGAAAAAUUAAGUUUAUUAGGCGCAGACUCUCGUACAGACGGUGAAUAUCUGCAAAUGAACGUUCUCAAGCUCCUGUGAUUGGAGGUGUGCUCCAGGAUUGGUUGCUGAUACUGGAAGGCUCACCUCCCUCCUCCCGCGCCCCUCACCCCGCCUCUUUCUUUCGGCUUUGAUCGCCUUGGACAAGCCCUUCAGAUCAGUGCUUUUGAAGGAUAGAAGGCUGUUGUUGCACAGGUACCAUGUGUCAGGCGUAUCGUGUAGGAGUCCUUGUGAGAGGCCUGCACCUGGCCCCCGACGCCUCUCUGUGUGUGUCCUGUAGUCUAUAAAAGAUCAGAUGGGAUGAUGGAGAGGAAAGAUUGGCUUGGGUCGCACCGAGAAAGGUCAGACCCCACUAAAUAAUUUUCCAUAAGAAUAAAUAGUAUUGUUAUUUGUGCAACAGAAGUAUGGGAAAUUAACACGUUACUCUCACACGUAAAGAAUUCAAGCCCCAGACGUUUUGGUCACUGUGCCUAUGAAAUGGAUAUUCAUAUUUACUACCUUCUGUGAGUACUGAAUUUAUACCGCUGGUUUUGUCAGUUGACUCUCUUGUUUUAACUCCUGCCCAAUACCAGACACGACUGAGCAACUAACACUUUUCCAUUUACCAAAUAGUAAAAACUUGGGAAGAAAAUGUGUAUAGGGGGAGUAUUUUUAUUUUGCUCACCUUACAUUUGAUCUGCUUAUUAAAAAUCUAAAGUUCUGAGUUUUGAGUUCUGUAUAUGGGACCAAAGAUACAAAGUUGAGAGACAUCAGCAUGUAUUAAUAGAUAAAACUGCCUAGGGAAAGUGUGUUCAUAGAGAGCAUUCCAGUGAUUAGAGGUAAAACAGAGGAGAAGAAGUAAGCAAAGGAGGUGGAGUAAGCAGUGAGAUAGGAAGAAAACCCGAAGCAUGUGGUGACUUAAGAAGCCAAGAUGACAAAGCAUGGCUAAUGGUACUGACACAUGCUGAGAGGUAAUGUAAAAUAAAUCACUGCUGAGUUUUGAUAAGCACAAUAAAAGUAUGUGUGAUGUGAAGAAAUGGACGUAGCUCUGUGGAUAUCUCAAGAUAUUUCACUAUGAAGAACUGAGAAAUGGCAUAUAUGGGGUGGAAGUAGAAUUCUUAAACAUGGGGAUGCUUAAGUAUGUUUUUAACCUAAUGGGAGUGAUCCAGUGUAGAGGGAGAAAAUAUUGUACAAGAGAAAAUGUAUCUCUUAAAAGUGGUGUCUCUGAGAAAGUGAGAGGGAAUUGAGUGCAGGGAAUAUGUAGAAAUGUCGACCUAGGAACAUGAACAUAAAACAUAGUAACUAGAAGAAAGGCAGCGAGUAUAGGUAGAGAUGCAGAUACAGGGGUGGAUUCAGUGAUCAGAAGAUGAGUUUCUGCCUGAAGUUCGUAGGAGAAGGAACAUUUGGGUGAAAGUUUUAAGAGGUGAAGAGAAAAUAUAAAAAUAGUCAUUUUGAACACAGAAGCUAUCAUACUUGUCUUAGUUCAUUCAGGCUGCUGUAACAACAACAAAAAAUACAGUCUGGUUGUCUUACAAACAGAAUUUUUUUCUCACGGUUCUAGAUGCUGAGAGGUCCAAGAUCAAGGUGCCAGCAGAUUCAGUGUCUGUAACUCAAGAAUUGAAAGAUAUUUUUAAGGCAAAGAUACUCUCCCUCAAAGAAGCAAAGAUCACAGAGAAGCAUGUACACUGAAGAACCACAAAAUGAACACUUGGAGGAUGAAAAUGUCCAGUCAUCUACAACUCCUGAGAUCCUCAAAGCUACCAGUGCUAAUGAACAUGAAGAAACUAAGGAAACCAUCUUGCCAGAAACAGAGGAAACAAAACCACAGAUGGAAAAGAAGGGCUCUUGUCCUCCACAAGGAACACUGAAUAAAGCUAUUACAAAUGGAGCUAUACUUUUUAUGAUAUGGUGUGUAGGCUGGGCAUUCUCAGGCCCUGAAGUUCUUCCUAAUGGAAGUUUAUUUGGACUGUUAGUUAUCUUUUAUUGUGCCCUUAUUGGGGGGAAACUUUUAGAAGUCAUUAGACUACCUUCAGUGCCUGAAAUUCCUCCUCUCCUUGGGAUGUUACUGGCUGGUUUUGCUGUUAGGAAUGUUCCAUUCCUCAGUGAUAUCACCUAUAUUAGUAAUGAACUGUCUUCAACUUUAAGAAAUACCGCCCUUACCAUUAUUCUAAUGCGAGCUGGGCUUGGACUCGAUCCACAGGCUUUGAAGAAUUUGAAGCGAGUUUGUUUAAGAUUGUCUAUGGGUCCAUGUCUAAUGGAGGCUUGUUCAACUGCUGUUAUUUCCCACUUCCUUAUGAAUUUUCCCUGGCAGUGGGGAUUUCUGUUGGGUUUUGUAGUCAGUGCAGUUUCUCCUGCUGUUGUUGUCCCUUCCAUGCUACAUUUGCAAGAAAAGGGAUAUGGUGUUGAGAAAGGCAUUCCAACCUUAUUAAUAGCUGCCAGCAGUUUGGAUGACAUCUUGGCUAUCACUGGAUUCAAUGCAUGCUUCAGCAUAGUUUUCUCCUCAGGUAACAUAUCUAGUAACAUCCUAUCCUCUCUGCGGGAUGUAAUUCUUGGUGUGCUUUUAGGAAUUGUUUUGGGAAUGUUUGCUCGACAUUUUCCAGGUAGCGAUCAGGGAAAACUUGAAGUGAAGAGAGCAUUUUUAAUUUUGAGUAUGUGUAUUUCUGCUGUCUUAGGCAGCCACCGAUUUGGUAUGAACACAGCUGGAGGAUUGUGCGCACUAGUAUUGAGUCUCACUGCAGGGACAGGUUGGUCCAAAGAAAAGGUUAGAGUCCAAAAAAUUAUUGGAACUGCGUGGGAUAUUUUCCAACCUCUUCUUUUUGGUUUGGUUGGAGCAGAAGUAUCUGUUGUAUCUCUUAAAUCAAAUGCUAUUGGCCUUUCUGUUGGUACCAUGAGUUUGGCAUUAUUGAUUAGAAUUUCUUUUACAUUUGUAUUGAUGUCUUGUGCUGGUUUUAAUUUUAAGGAGAAAAUAUUUAUUGCUUUAUCAUGGAUGCCGAAAGCUACAGUCCAGGCUGUAUUAGGUCCUCUGGCUCUAGAAAAAGCAAGAAUGAGUGCACCCCAUUUGGAAUCAUAUUCAGAGGAUGUGAUGACAAUAGCCUUUUUAGCCAUCUUGAUCACAGCUCCAAAUGGAGCUCUAAUUAUUGGCAUUCUGGGACCUAAAGUACUCACUCGCUAUGAUAAAAGCAAAGUGAAAAUGGAGUUAUCAGGAUUAGAACUUCAUUAAAAAGUUGAUUUGCCAUCACUUGCCUGCUUCUCUUAAUGAAUUCUCUUACAUAAGAGAAAAAUUAAAAGGUACACAUAUGUGAAGAAUGUACAUAGAAGCAAAGUUUUAAUAAAUAUAUGAUUUGACUACA